UCAGUAACACGAAAGCGUUCGAGAGAGCAAGUUAGAAAGGAAUUUGUUGAAAAAAACUGUAAUAAGUGUUUAUUGCCUGUUAGGUAUUCAGUGUCAGUGGUUGUGUUAUUGUGUGAAACGGAACGACAAUGCUCAUCAUGGCUCCAGUGUCUUUUGAGCACAAAGCAAUGGCUCUAGCUACGGCAUCAGCGACGAUGGAGUCCUCCCAGUCCCUCAUCCAGUCGGAGUCGAGGGUCCAGAGGAGUUACCAGGAGGUCCAGGUCUCCGAGCAGAGGACGGUCAAGAAGAAGACCAAGUCCAGACGGCAUAAGGAUGAAGGGACCAUAUCGGUGUCAAAAAGUUCAGAGAAGCUGUUCAAGAAGAUGAAGGCUGCUGACGCUGAUGCAGCCCCCCACUGCGAGAAGUGUUCGCGUCCCGUGUAUGCCAUGGAGAGGAUCAAGGCCGAGAGGAGGGUCUGGCACAAGGAGUGCUUCCGGUGCACCCAGUGCAAUAAGCAGCUCACAGUGGAGACUUACCAGAGUGACCACACGACGCUGUACUGCAAGCCGCACUUCAAGCAACUGUUCGAGCCCAAACCUGUGGAUGACGAUGACGUCACUGACGCUGCCCCCAAAAAGCACCAGAUGAUCAUCUGCGAGAGCAAUCCGGUCGAGUUGCCGCCAGAUGUCGUUAGAGCAUCAGACAAACCAGACCUUGGCUUGGAGGAGCUCUCCCAGCUGGACGUGAAGUCCAGGUUCGAGGUGUUCGAGCGCAAGGCCAAGUCUCCCGAAGAGCCCCUGCCCCAGGAACCUCGCGUGCCCAGGGAGAAAACCGCCGCCAUACUGUCCAAACUUGCCAAGUUCAAAGCGAAGGGCAUGGACGUGGGCGUAUCGGACGACUACCUGAACGGCGUGCCGGUCGAGCACAGCUCCAGCGAGCCUGAGGAUGAUGAGGAUGACGAAGACUCAGUACUAAAGAAAUCGUACAAGCACACCGCCAGCCGCGAGCAACCAGUCUCAUUCUGCAACAUGAGCGAGAUCGUGGGCAAGUUCGAGACCGGCCAGCACUCCUCCUCCGAGAGACAUCGCGAGAGGAAGCAGGAGAUACAGAACAUACGCAGCAGGCUGUUCAUGGGCAAACAAGCUAAAAUCAAGGAGAUGUAUGAACAGUCAGUGCUGCAGAGCGAACAAGGAGUAACGUCAGCAGAUAAGAUUUCCCGUGAAUUGGACCUGAACGCGGAGAAGGCUCGCGCUAUCAAACAGCGCUUUGAAAACGGAGAGCUCUUCAACGAUGAGAACCAACCGCCCAAGAACCGGGAGAUUGAUGAUAGAGCGCUUUUUAAUGAAGGUAUCGGCAAGAAGUCUCGCUCCAUCUUCUUGGAGCUGGACGCGAACGCCAAGAAUCUGCCCCCCACCUCCCCACCCCCAUCCGACGUGCCCAAGCGCAAGGAGAUCCCAUUCAUCCCCAAAGACGUGGUCCGUGCUGCCGACAAGUUAGAAGACGUCAAGAUCGAGACGUCUGACAUUUCAGACCGGUUCAAGUUCUUCGAGACCUACCAGCCCAAGAGCGAGCGCAAGGAGUUCCGCAUGACGCCGCCUAGGCAGACACAGCGUGCUAAGUCCCCAUCUCCUGAGAUCUACCACGAGCCCAGCGUGGUGCGGGCAGAGGAGGCGGCCACCGACACCAGCGUGGCAGCAGCCAGGCACACCGCGCAGCGCAUGAUCUCCGUCUUCCGCCAGCUCGAGCACCAGCAGAACAAGCCUGAUGAUAGCCAAGGCCCCAAGCCCCUGAAGAGGUUCACCCCUCCCCCUCCCGGCGAGAACAACCACCAGGGGGAGUCCUCCGAGGAGUACUCCUCAGAGGAGGAAUAUGAGGAGGACAGCGAGGAUGAGAGGCGCAGGGUCUACCUGGAAGCGCGGCAGAGGGAUGAGGCGCUUAAACAGGCGCAACAGCUAGCCCGCACGAAGAGUUUCCGCGACCGCUUCGAGCACUGGUCGGAGUCCGAGCCGCAACGCUCCCCCUCCAGCGUCGUCAUCGAGCGACACGCCGACAACGAUGACGACGGAGAGUCACAGCUCGAAACUGCCAAGAGCUUGCGUCAGAAAUUCGAGAGUAUGAACGUGACGCAGACGAAUGUAACGAAAACCUUCGUGCCCAAAGUCAACAGAUUUGUGUGACCGCCUCGAGUUAACUACCACACCAACCAAAGCAUUAUUAACAUUAUCGUUGUAAAGUCUCCUAUAAUAACUACUUGCCAACUAUUUUAUUGUAGUUCAUAAGUAUUGGUUGUAGUCUAUUGACAAAUUGACGGAUAUUCUCUAGAGUAGACAUAUUUAUUUACAUUUGGAUAACACGACUGAUAGAGAAUGCAUUUUAAUACAAAAAAGUGCCUUAGAACCUGCAAUUUACAAAAUGAGUGUUUUAGAAAAAAUAUAUAGGUACAGAGUUUUAUAGUCGAAUCUCGUUUUUUAGAUAAAUCAAUUUAUGAUGUUUUUUAGAGUAUUGUUCAAAACGUAUUCAUUUUCGUAUUUUUCAUGAAAAUCAUUUAAUUUAAUAUCUAUUUAUAAUGUUACAUAAAAUAUGUGGAAACAUUUUAUGUUGUAAGCUUAGUCACAUGUUAAUGUAGAGAGAAUUAUCAGAAUACUCAGUAAGAUAUACCAUUUAUAUCUUAUUUAUGAGGAAUUCUUUAUUUAUCUUAUUUACUCUAGUUUAUUUUUUUCUUAAACUUUUUAUUUAUAAGUGUCGUCCUUGCCGAUCACGUGUUGUGAUUUUUUCAACUGGCAACCCUGUACUCUGUCUUGCCAGAAUAUAGUUAUAAUUUAAUCUCUCUGUGCCAUCUCAAUGUUCUAUUAAUCUCGUAUUAUUUAAUAAUUAUUACUAUUGUUCAUAAUAUCGCAUGUUUAUAUUAAUUGAUACAUCUUGAAUUGUAUUUUAGGUAAUUUUUAUUAUGUGACUGAAUAUUGGAUUCUCUGUAUUUAUUUGUUUGUACUUAAAAAGUUUUGCCGAUUUUUAUAUUAUUCGAGAGUAAGGAAAUGAUUAAAUGACAAAAUUUUCA
Molecule: messenger RNA, 3034 nt
Organism: Helicoverpa armigera (cotton bollworm)
Lineage: Eukaryota; Metazoa; Arthropoda; Insecta; Lepidoptera; Noctuidae
Product: LIM domain and actin-binding protein 1
Exons: 17
Coding region: 129-2156 (675 amino acids)
Biological process (GO): actin filament bundle assembly
Cellular component (GO): plasma membrane; actin cytoskeleton
Molecular function (GO): actin filament binding
Source: RefSeq, a predicted model, not a curated record